Molecule: messenger RNA, 2470 nt
Organism: Pseudoliparis swirei
Lineage: Eukaryota; Metazoa; Chordata; Actinopteri; Perciformes; Liparidae
Gene: barx2
Product: BARX homeobox 2
Exons: 4
Coding region: 201-1055 (284 amino acids)
Biological process (GO): regulation of transcription by RNA polymerase II
Cellular component (GO): nucleus
Molecular function (GO): DNA-binding transcription factor activity, RNA polymerase II-specific; RNA polymerase II transcription regulatory region sequence-specific DNA binding
Source: RefSeq, a predicted model, not a curated record
UCAAGUUGACGGCAGUAGAUCUCACGUCACGUCACGUCAGGGGAGAAAAAAAAGCUUAGCGGCGUUUUUUUCCUUUCUCUAUGCAUCGUUCCAACGCAUGAACCGCACGAGUCGCGCGCGCCUCAGAGGUAUCGGUGAACAAAGUGUCGUGUGCAGCAGCGAAGGUAUACACACAGCGCGCGGCGCACGAGGGACCGAUCAUGCACUGUCAAGCCGAGCUGAGGCUCUCCUCCCCCGGGCAACUAAAGACUGCCCGGCGGCGCUACAAGACGUUCAUGAUUGACGAGAUCCUCUCCAAGGAGACGUGUGAUUACUUUGAGAAACUUUCUCUGUAUUCGGUGUGCCCGUCGCUCGUCGUGCGGCCGAAGCCUCUCCACUCAUGCUCGGGCUCCUCGUCACUACGGGCCUACCCUCUGCUCUCCGUGAUCACGCGGCAGCCCCCCAACCUGCCCCUCCACCUCCCCCAGACGCCGUCCCCGGCCGGAGUGCCCCCGCACCUGCUCUCCCCGCAGCAUCCGCGGGGCUCCGAGCCCUCGCCCGGCCGGACGCCCCUCAGCAUCAGCAGCGAGUCGGAAACGGAGCACGGCGCCGCCCGCCUGAAGAAGCCGCGCCGCAGCCGCACCAUCUUCACCGAGCUGCAGCUGAUGGGCCUCGAGAAGAAGUUCCAGAAGCAGAAGUACCUGUCCACACCUGACCGGUUAGACCUGGCCCAGUCCCUCGGUCUCACACAGCUCCAGGUGAAGACAUGGUACCAAAACAGGCGAAUGAAGUGGAAGAAAAUGGUGCUCAAAGGAGGUCAUGAGGCCCCGACCAAGCCCAAGGGAAGACCCAAGAAGAACUCCAUCCCCACCACGGAAGAAAUAGAGGCCGAAGAGCAACGGAUGAAGGUGGAGGAAGAGUAUAGGAUGAGGAGGGCGACAAAGGAAGGAGGAGAGGCGUCUCAGCUGGAACCUCAAGAUCUCAGCUCAGUAACUCUCAAUCCGGCCGCGGCGAUGGAGGAAUCGGAGCGAGAGCCGGCGCUCCCGAUGCAGUCGGAAACUCAUUCAGCCAGCUAAGCAACAACACAAUAACCAAAGACUGAUGCCAACCUGAAAACAAUGAGUGCCUCAGGAUCACUGAAAAAAAAAAGCCUGUGUGGCGUUUAGAGAGAAUCUGACUGGAAACAUAUUGCUGGAAUCCAAUCGUUACCUAACGCAGGCUUUUAAAAAAAAAAUGUCGUUGUGUAUUCGAUAAUGUAUCACAGCGAGAGCUAAAAUGCCGAAACACGCCGAUUGCACUGGUGAAUACGUGGCCUGUAUUUGAGCAGGACGCUGGUAUAAGGAGUGUAAAUCUGUCAAAUCUAAGGUCAGUCGGGUCAGUGAAAGCGGAACUGGCAUCGCUGCACCCCCUUAUCGGGCAGACAUGAACGAUCAAACGCACCGCCGGUCCGCCAAGCUGCCUCCCAACGUGCAUGUGCCAAAGUAUCAAGAUUUGCCUUACUGUAGUGUCUCUACGUGUCUAUCUACUAUACAAUCACUUCACUGCCAACAACUAGGUACCACUCAAUGGCCACAGUGCCUUGUCGGUCUCAGAGGAACGCUUUUAAAGUGUCGAUACAAUAAGUAUAUUUUUUACAGUACCCUUUGAUUACAUGUUCCAUUUUUGGAGACAGAGUUGUAAAGUUUUGAAGAGCGCCUCGAUGUUUACUGUGGAGUUCCUCUGCACUGCUUUAAGGCACACAUGUUUCAUUAUAUGGUGAGUAAAGCUUGCGUUUUUUUAAUUUUUUCAAUCUGAAAAAAAGAACUAAACCAUAUUUCUGCCAAGCCAUACACUGUAUCAUACUGUAGAAAUGUGUAUAAAGUUUAAAAUAUAUGGUCUUUCGGAUAUAUAUAUAUAUAAAUACUGCUUUACAUAUAUAUAUAUGUAAAGCAGUAUUUUUAACUGCUGAUUUAAAUUGGAUUAAAAUAGUUUGUAUGUAUAAUUUUACUGCCGUCUCUGAUCUUUUCUCUCCUUUCAUGGGAGUCAGGAGGACUCGUUCUGCCACGAGGCCACUGAGACUCUUAAACUGUCAGAGAUUCUCAAAGGCCAUAAAUCAUAACCAGUGCCAAAGCUGUGCGGCAAAUGCUGAACAUUUAAAAUCUCAGACCUAUUCCCGCCUGUAGGCAUUGCAUGAGUACCCCAAACAGUUAUCAUAUUAUCAUAACUGCCUGCCACUGACUUCUUUCAACUCUCCCGUCUUCCCCCCCUCCCCGCAAAGAAUUGUGAUUAAAGAGUUUAACUUUUUUGCAAUUACACAGAUUUAUUUGUAUUUGUUAUUGUGUCAUAUAUAUUAAAAAAAAGUGCAGUAUUUUUCUGAUGUAAAUAAUGUUUGUUUGCUAAGUUUGUUUGCAUUUUUUAAAAAGUGUGUGUGUACGAUCCUUUUUACUCUGUACAAGUGUGUGUUUACGUAUUUAAAUACACUGAAUAAAACAGCCAUCGUUUUAAAAUUCCA